UCCAGCCAACUGCUGGAGCUGACUUCCGCAAUCCUGAUGGAAUAAAUCCAGCAUCCCUAGUCUUCCAACCACAUUAGACAUACUUUCUGACCCAAGAGGAGCUCAGACAGCAAGAUUCCCGGCAGCAGGAUGUGGGGGCUCAAGGUUCUGCUGCUACCCAUGGUGAGCUUUGCUCUGUACCCUGAAGAAAUACUGGAUACCCAGUGGGAAUUAUGGAAGAAGACCUAUAUGAAGCAAUACAAUGGCAAGGUGGAUGAACUCUCUCGUCGUUUAAUUUGGGAAAAGAACCUGAAGUAUAUUUCCGUCCACAAUCUUGAGGCCUCUCUUGGUGUACAUACAUAUGAAUUGGCUAUGAAUCACUUGGGGGACAUGACCAGUGAAGAAGUAGUUCAGAAGAUGACCGGACUCAAAGUCCCUGCCUCUCAUUUCCAUAGUAAUGACACCCUUUACAUACCAGAAUGGGAGGGCAGAACCCCAGAUUCCAUCGACUAUCGAAAGAAGGGAUAUGUUACUCCAGUCAAAAAUCAGGGUCAGUGUGGUUCCUGUUGGGCUUUUAGUUCUGUGGGUGCCCUGGAGGGACAACUCAAGAAGAAAACUGGCAAACUCUUAAAUCUGAGUCCACAGAACCUGGUGGAUUGUGUUUCUGAGAAUGAUGGCUGUGGAGGGGGCUAUAUGACCAAUGCCUUCCAGUAUGUGCAGCAGAAUCGGGGUAUUGAUUCUGAAGAUGCGUAUCCAUAUGUGGGACAGGAUGAAAGUUGUAUGUACAACCCAACAGGCAAAGCAGCUAAAUGCAGAGGAUUCAGAGAGAUUCCCAUAGGGAAUGAGAAAGCCCUAAAGAGAGCAGUGGCUCGAGUGGGACCGGUCUCUGUGGCCAUUGAUGCAAGCUUGACCUCUUUCCAGUUUUACAGCAAAGGUGUCUAUUAUGAUGAAAACUGCAAUAGCGAUAAUCUGAACCAUGCAUUGUUGGCAGUAGGAUAUGGGACUCAGAAAGGAAACAAGCACUGGAUAAUUAAGAACAGCUGGGGAGAAAACUGGGGAAACAAAGGCUACAUUCUCAUGGCUCGGAAUAAGAACAACGCCUGUGGCAUUGCAAACUUGGCCAGCUUCCCCAAGAUGUGACCGCAAGCAGCCAACCCCAUCCUGCUCUUCUGUUCCUUCUAUGAUGGUACAAUCUGUUGAUGUACUUUGGAAGGGAGUUGUAUUAUUCUUGAAGUAGAUGUGGUGAUACUGAGACUGUUUAAUUUCUCUAAUUAUUGGUGCUUCAAGUGACACCUGUACAACCUUCUGUUCUUUCCACCCUUUUUCUUUGUGGCCAUAGCAGGAAUUUCCCUAAGAGAUGUAUCCUUUUAGGCUAAGAGAUAUGACCACAGACUGACUUUGUUCUGGGACUGUUGCUAUGUGGAUAGAUGCUUCACGUCUUCAGCUAGGCCAGAUUCUCAUUCAUUGGGAUUAUUUAGCUUUAACCACCCCCAAAGGACUGAAGUGACCUGACUUCUCUACUUCCAAGUCCCCUUCUAAAUCCUCAAGGUAGAUAUUUCUGAGUUUUUUCAUUCCAAUUUACAAAUCUAUUCAUAAAUCUUUGGUACAAGUUUACAAAAUAUAAAAAUGUAUUUUCUUUUUCUUCUUUGAAUUUUUUAAAAUAAAGUAUUUAUCUCUUGUC
This is a messenger RNA of Dipodomys spectabilis (banner-tailed kangaroo rat), 1660 nucleotides long. It is a transcript of the gene Ctsk, whose product is annotated as cathepsin K. The record is from RefSeq and is a predicted model, not a curated record. Gene Ontology annotation, molecular function: cysteine-type endopeptidase activity. Gene Ontology annotation, biological process: immune response. Gene Ontology annotation, cellular component: lysosome. The transcript is spliced from 8 exons. Bases 130 to 1119 code for a protein of 329 amino acids. NCBI's taxonomy places the organism in Eukaryota, Metazoa, Chordata, Mammalia, Rodentia, Heteromyidae.